Messenger RNA from Dendronephthya gigantea, 1279 nucleotides. RefSeq lists its product as uncharacterized. NCBI's taxonomy places the organism in Eukaryota, Metazoa, Cnidaria, Anthozoa, Malacalcyonacea, Nephtheidae. The coding region runs from base 75 to 836 and encodes 253 amino acids. The transcript is spliced from 3 exons. The record is from RefSeq and is a predicted model, not a curated record.
UGGGAAAAGCAAUAGUGUUAGUUGAACGUUUGGGACAAAUCAAGACGUUUCAUUUAUUCAAGAUUUAGUCUCGAAUGGAAUUAGUCUCGAUCUCGAACCAGCCUUCCAGUUCCUCGCUGAAUGCCCGAGAUAGCGGAAGCGUCAGUGUUUAUAUGUACGAACACGAGUUAAAAUUUCUGAAGUGGCUCGUUCUGCAGAAACGUGAUAUUGAAACCGGUGGUGAUUUGUUUGGUUUAUGGCAGGACAAACGGACGGCAGUUGUACAACUUAUCUUAGGUCCAGGGAAGGGAUGCAAACGGACAACAUCAUCAUUUCAUCAGGACGUGAACUAUUUAAGAGAAGCUGGCGGUUACUUGACUUCCUCGCAAGGAUUAUGUAAUAUUGGAGAAUGGCAUUCACACCACAAAUUAGGUUUGGCAGAACCAAGUCAUGGGGAUCAGAACACCGUGUGGAAACAUUUACCUGACGUCGCUGGAGGAAGGUUUAUAGUGUUCAUCGCAAACAUCACAGGUGAACCAGCAAGGGUAAAUAUUGGAUGUUUCCUCUUCGACACAAGUCUACAAAAAAUGCUAACAGGUAAUAUCAAAUGUCUAUCAUGUCCAAGUCCUGUUCGCCUGACAUUGGAGAAGACGACGAUGUACCAUAAAAUAACCUCAGACGCAGAAGAUGGACAAGAUUGGGAAACAUUCAAAAUUGAAAGCCACACCACUGACCAAGAAACAACUACGAGAGUUCAGAGCUACCUGAAUGGAAUUAUAGAAUCACUUCGCGCUUUUUACGAGUACAUACGCAGGUGCACUAAUAAUCGCAAUUAUGAAGAUAUUGAUAAUCAAUGAUUUUACUGUUAUAGUUGUUAUAAUGUAUUAUAAUAUUGAUGUUGAUUGUAGGUCUAAAAAGCAAAGGAACAGAAAAAUACUAUUUAUAACCAAAUCCGGUUAAGCAGCUCAGGUCUUUUACUCCGUCAGGAAUAGACAGCUCGUUUAUGUCAGGGCUAUAGGCGUUUUAGAAUAAGCUAAUGCAUGGUUUGUACGAGCAAACCCCCUUCCUUCCCCGGAAACUCUGUUUCGAGGUGGAGAAUGCAGCAAUUAAUGUUAAACAUACCCAGGAAUGCAUGAGCUGUCUCAUUCUUUGCGCGGCACAGCAAGAUGCAUGAACAAUAAUAUUUCCCGAUAUAAAUUUACCAGUAUAAAUUUAUUUAAAAACACAUGCACAUGCAGUCGAAUGUAAACGAAUGUGAAUGUUAAGAAUGUUAAUGUUAUAUCCUGUAGUUAUAUUCAAA